This is a messenger RNA of Drosophila ananassae, 1411 nucleotides long. It is a transcript of the gene mbm, whose product is annotated as protein mushroom body miniature. Lineage: Eukaryota; Metazoa; Arthropoda; Insecta; Diptera; Drosophilidae. The record is from RefSeq and is a predicted model, not a curated record. Bases 174 to 1355 code for a protein of 393 amino acids. The transcript has 2 exons. Gene Ontology annotation, molecular function: nucleic acid binding; zinc ion binding.
GUGGUGGAGGUGGCGGAGGAGGUGGUGGAGGCGGCAGGGGACGACAAAAUAGCUCCUGGCACAACAAUGACCAACCAACCAGUCCGCAACGCUCAUUUUUCUACUGGGAAGGUGGAAAACAUACCGAUGAACCUCCACCACCAUUGGCCUCUUCACCUGCUCCAUCGGCUGCCAUGCCUGAGCCAUUGCCACCUGCAACUUUGAAUGCACCGAUAUUGCCACCAGAGGAACCAAGAGUACCUGAGGAACCCCGUGUGCCAGUGAUAAAUAUCAAAAAAGAGAAGGAGCUUGCGGAACUCAAGAAAGACACCAAACCGAAAUCAAAUCCGGUGCCCGAACCGACUGCAAGGAAAAAAGAAGAAUCGUCUAGUUCCUCGAGUUCUGAUUCGGAAUCCGAACCGGAGCCGGGCGAAAUGCUGGAAAACAUCAAGGUUAAGCCAGAGAUCACAAAAUCCUCUCCGAAAUUGAAGAACAACAAAGCGACUGCAGUAGUCACGAAGUCUGUCUCAUCUUCCUCGUCUGAAGCUACCUCCUCGUCGGAAUCAGACUCUGAUUCCGAAGAUUCACCACCGCCAGCGAAGAGUAAGUCGUUAGCAAAGGAGAAGGAGUCUGCUGGGAAGUCCUCUUCCAAGAAGUAUAAGAACGAUUCGCCCGAGGAGGAUGUGGUAUGCAUGGGAAGUCAGGAGCGGCAGUUCACCAUCACAGAUGAGGAUGAGGACUCGGAGAGCAGCGAAGAGGAGGACAACAAGAAGAAUGCGUUGGAUAAGAGAAAGAGUGUAAAUAAAACCACUGAUGUUUGCGGGAUCUGCGAUAAGAGUGGGCACACCUCCUUCCAGUGCCAGAUGAUGUGCCGGAACUGCUCGGGCCGGUACCACGGUCUCAAGAACUGCCCGAAUCCGCCAAACCUUAACAUUGUGAUGCAGUCAUUUAUGGAGUUCAAUAUGCAACAAAUGGCAGCCUUCCGAGGAGAUCAACGAUUCAUCUUUCCCUCUGCCGUUGCAGCAGCUUCAGCUCCUUCGACUGGCAAGAGUCCAGUAGUCAAGGCCAAAAAGGAUAAAAAGGUUGUUAAGGUGGUCCAAAAGGCGCCGCAGAAGAAACUGAAAAUAGAGCCAAAGGACGAGAACGAAGACGAUGAGGAGGAGGAGAAUGAAUCAGACGCCAGCAGCGAAAACGAGGACGAGGAUACAGACUCCAGCGAUGAGCCGUCCGCCCAGAAGAAGCGGAAACGCAGCUCGAAGUCUGCAGCUAAAAAUAUACCUGCCCCCGUGUAUCCGUUUCCGCUUCUAGGCGCUCCCAAUCCACUUUACAACUCCAUGAUGUAUCCCUAUGCAACCCCAUUUAGUUUCCCUAAAUAAUAAAUUUUAAGAUAUGUAGCUAUCAAAGAUCCUACAAGCAUUAACUUCCAACGUAA